This is a messenger RNA of Plenodomus lingam JN3, 1884 nucleotides long. The record is from RefSeq and is a predicted model, not a curated record. NCBI's taxonomy places the organism in Eukaryota, Fungi, Ascomycota, Dothideomycetes, Pleosporales, Leptosphaeriaceae.
AUGUAUCAAGGCUACGACCAGUCGACGUCGCGGUCGCCCGGCUCCCACCGCAAUCCUCAGCAGCAACAACAGCAACAGCAACAGCAACAGCAACAGCAGCAACAGCAACAGCAGCAACAACAACCGCAGCAACAGCAGACGGGGGGUUCGCUGCACCGUAUGCCCUCGCGCCAGUUCGAUACGGCCUAUGGUCAGCCGGCCAACAUGUACAUCCGUCCCUACGACGACCAGCAGGAGCCGCGCACCUUUGAGCGCCUCAACCAGACCAUGCAUGCCGGUGCUGGUGCGGGCUAUGGCUACGACAUGAGCGGUCAGCCUGUCUGGAACACCAGUGCCUUUUCGCAAAACGGCCUGGGCUCGCUCGGAGGUGCCGCCGCUGCCCGCAUCAAGUCGCAACAGCAGCGCGGAGGAGGACGCAGCGCACUCCCGUCGGCAUGGAUGGACCAGCCGCAGCAAGGCCUGCCCAGUUUUGCUCUCCCCGGUUUGAGCAACAAUAAUAACAACGGUCACAACAACCUUGGUGCCAUGCAGAACCCCAGCUACGGCCACGAGGUCGACGAGGAGCUCAUCCCUACCGCCAUCGUCAUCAAAAACAUCCCCUUUGCCGUCAAGAAGGAGCAGCUGGUGCAGCUCAUGACAGACCUCCGCCUGCCGCUACCCUACGCCUUCAACUACCACUUUGACAACGGCGUCUUCAGGGGCCUUGCGUUUGCCAACUUCACUACGGCUGACGAGACGGCUGCUGUCAUCGAGUCGAUGAACCACUUCGAGCUGAAUGGGAGGAAACUGCGCGUCGAAUACAAGAAGAUGCUGCCACUGGCUGAACGCGAGCGCAUCGAGCGAGAAAAGCGUGAGCGCAGAGGCCAGCUCGAGGAGCAACAUCGACCCCUAGGCGGAGGACUCCAGUCCCAGCCCUCGUUUGGUUCUCUCGCCUCGCACAUCCCUGCCACAUCGCCGUCUCCAGUCUCGGCUAUGCGAGGCGGCAGUAAAGCUGUCGACGUUGACCUUAAUGAUCCUCAGGUCCUUCAGUUUUACUCGCAAUUGCUGCUCUUCAAGGAAACCCCUGAGCGCGACAAUAUGACUUUUCCUUCUACACUAGCGCCGCUUCAGCGCCGCAUGAUACACACUCUGGCUCAUCAACUGGGCCUAGCCCACGUUUCCAAAGGCACUGGCGAAUCGCGUCAAGUGCACAUCUUCAAGGUCAAUGACAAUCAGGGACUCAGUCCACCAAUGCCCCAAAUGCCCUCGAACCACAUGGAGCAGCCUCGCCGCAAUCUGAACCGCGCUGCGACAACAGACUUUAGCGAUGUGCGUGCAGAGGGCGGCUUCUAUGGCGGAUUCAACAGACAACCGUCCGGCCUGCUUGGGUUCCCCGACUCUCCUGGCGGUCUCAAUGCGGUACCCAACCUUCGUGGUGCCAAGUCUUAUGCGGACCUCCGCUCCUACACCCCAUCGCCAGCCCCUUCGACUGCAAGUCACCCCGUUGGCCGACCGGGUGGAUUGCAGCAGACGCUGGACGGACUGGGCUACAGCGGACCGUCCACCAACCCAACCAGCACACCAACGGCUGGUUCCAUGUCGCAACGCGACGAAAGUCUCCUUGAGCGAGAAAUGAGCCGCAUGCAGCUCAGCAAUAGCUUUGGCCAGAGCCAGAACCACAGCCCACGAUCGCUUCGCCAGAUGACAUCCUGGGAUGCACCCGGCCCCAUUGGUGGUCAUCGCGCGUUUGGUAACAACUACGACGAUCGCCCAUCGAGACAGCCUCGUGGACCCCUUCCAGAAAGAGGGCAAGGCUUCGGCCGCCAACGACAGAACGGACACCAGAACCGCGGCAGUGACGAACUAUCGUCCCAAUCCAACGUCGAGAUCCUCGUAGGCCAAUAG